Molecule: messenger RNA, 2861 nt
Organism: Saccostrea cuccullata (small rock oyster)
Lineage: Eukaryota; Metazoa; Mollusca; Bivalvia; Ostreida; Ostreidae
Exons: 8
Coding region: 224-2710 (828 amino acids)
Source: RefSeq, a predicted model, not a curated record
AGUUGUCGUCCUUGACAAAGAUGGCGUUCAUUGUUAAGGAUAUAUGGAUUAUGGAAUCAAACUGGAAAUAUGAAUCACACAAACGUAACAACGCGUGGAAUUUUCUUGGAUGUGUUAGAUAGAAAAUUAUAUUAGCCAAUGCAUCAAAUCUUGUACAACAGAAUUAACACUUGGAAAUUUAAACAGAAGGACAGUUGUGACCUAAAUUGCGAUAAAAUGAGCCAUGUUCGCCCAGUUAAUCUCAGUGUGUGUCCUGAUAACUUCGGUGGUUAUUGCUAAGGAGCUAGGCUGGAUGGAAUGGGACAAAUUCGAUGAGCUAGAUUUGCAGUUUCGGAGUACAACAGGAGAAAACUGCAGAUCAAAGAGUAUCAAUGAAUUAAUCAUGCCUGAAAAUGUUAUAACACAGAUUCCAAAAUAUAACGAACUACGUACCAAAGUCUUCUACAAAAAUCGGACAAACCUCAUACAUCUGCAUAAUAUGGCUCUAAACAGAGCUUAUUUUUAUAGUUACAUAUUCCAAAGAAUGAACACCUCUGGAACUUUUAGAACACUCCCAGAUUUACAUUAUACUCACCUGUCAGUUGCUGCGGACCUCAAUGCAAAUCCAACUGUUAUCAAUGGAAGUGCGCUGUAUUUCGAUAACAAUUGUUACUAUCCAAACUGGUUGACCAACUACGAUAUAAACCAUACCAUUCCAUUGUUUGCACCUCGAGCCUGGAGAUGGGACGAUACAUUCGACAUGGACAAUCACCUUAGAGAACCGACUCUGAACACACUUUUCCUAUUAGAUGCGGGUAGUGGUUUCAAUAGGAAUUAUACAAAAAGAGGUUUCAGAAUGAACCCCUGGUAUGAUUUCUGGCUACCUGACACACAACCCAUCUAUGAUUCAACAUACAAAUUUACUUGGAGUGUCAAUCUAAAGUUUUCCAACAGCACUGGAGUCUUUACGCAAAACACAUUUGAAGGGUUUAACUUCUUUGGGUCAAAUUACCCUGGAACUAAUGACCCGAUUGAAAAGCAGCCAGUUCGUUUCACCAGACCAUACUUUGACUGUGGACGAUCGAACAAGUGGGUGGUGUCUGCAGUAUCUCCGAUAGCAGACUUUAUGCCUCGAUACAGCAACUGGACUCACCUCAGACGACCAAGAUUUAUUGGUGCUGCUGUAAUGGACACAGAUUUUGAGAAAAUAGAUUUUAAUCCUUGUGGAAUAAGUGAUGGUAAUCCAGGACCAAGUUUUCUGGCAGGAAUCCACAAAUGCAAGAAACACUCAGGGUGCAAACACCGCAGCGGUUUUGGUUUUCGUAGAGGAAGUUAUAGAUGUAAAUGUCGAUCGGGAUACAGGUAUUCAAACGAAUUAGAAAAGCCUUAUAUGGGUUCUGACAUAGAAGAGUCUACAUGGACAGAAUACCAACAAGGUUUCAACUGUACCCCUACUGAUCAUCUAAAUGUUUUACCAGCAAUUGAUCCAAUAGAGAGUGUUUCUAUUGAGUUUUUCAAUGAAGAAUACAAUACUGGUGCCAUUAAAACAAGAUCAUUGAAAUCCACAACUAUUCGAAAAUCAACCCAAUCCAAAACGAAAAGAAGAAAGCGUUAUAAGCGGUCUCAUAAGGACAGACCUCUGUUUGAUCCAUUAGCCUAUGACAGGGUUCUAAAAAUAUACCGUCAGAAAUCCAUGGUGACGGGGUCAAACUGUCAGAGCCUUCCCCCUUCCACUUUGAUAUUACCCGGUGACGUGGGAUAUGGGGUAGAUAGGCAAUUUAAAUAUCAGGCCAGCACGGCACUCAGACUGAGCCACUUCUUGUCUGCUCACCUGCAGACAAUGGAAGAUAUGGAUUCUUUUGGACAUAUUCGUGGAGGAUCUCGUCUUCAUCAUGAACACUUGUUUGGAGAAGUUUUGGCUAAUGUAAUGGCCGAUUACAAAAUAUUAUCGAGUGGUAUAUAUUACGAACCCUAUAGCUUCCGAAGUCCCAAUGAAUCUUUUCGUGAAUUCUUUGGUCCGUAUGCAUACAGACACAAAGAUGAAUUUUAUGCCCUUGACACUGCUGGGCUAGAGAAUCAUUAUACAUCAGAGCUUUGGUACAGAGAAGUCAAAUCCCGGUGGAAUACUAACACAGAUCAUUUACAAACCUUCAGCAUUCGCUCCAUGGUGCGAUCAGAUAUUAACGGCUCCAGUUCUAUCAGACAUGAACAUUUUCCCCUGAUCUACAAAGCCCCUACCAUAGCUCAGGGUCUUUGGAUGCCUCCCAAGUUUAAAUGUGACGGUAAAAUUGACUCGUGGGUUAUGACGUACGUUGUGCCGUUUUUUCGCCGAAUUAAGUUGUCAGGAAAAGUGCAGUUUACGGGAGUAGUGACUGUUGAUGUUCCACUAGACUUGCUGGAGAUAAAUGCAUGUCCGCAGCCAUUUUAUGUGAAUAAUGCAUUCAAAAACACAGCUCGAUGCCACACACAGUCCACAAAUUGUCGUCCAAAACGAGGGUUCCGCUUUUCUCGCACGGCGUAUGCUUGUGACUGUAAGCAGGGGUACGAGUAUCAGUUUAAGGACAAGAAGCGAUGGAUAGCUGGAGCCUUGAUUGAGCUGGAGUAUCAGAAAAAAGUCAGAGGCUUAUUUAGCAGAUACGAUUCCCUGAGAUGCAGAAUAUCAUCUAGUCCAAAUUUAUCAAUCAAUGUUGUUCUCAUGCUUUCUCUUUUAUUUUUCCUUUAUUUAAUUUAAUAUUUAUAUUCUAUUACCAAAUACUCAUAUUGAUUUGUGUUAUUUAUUCCCCUUAUUGAAUUCUAUGAAUUCAACUAAUACAUGCAGUAAAUUAUUGCUUACAUAUAUUUAUACAUUGCUCAUUAAUUUCAAAAGUUUAAAAUGACAUUCA